CUCCCCAGCAAUGCAUUUUGGGAUCCGCAGGAGGAUGCAUGCGGUUGCUGCAUGGAUUUAACUCGUCCCUGGGUGUCUCUUCGGCAGGGACCGGGAGGGCUGGAUGGCGCUUCCAUGGACGCCGUCCGCCGGCGGGGAGCGAUGCCGGAGCGGAGCUGCCGCCGCUGAAGCGGGGGCCGCCUAACCCCGCCGCAGCCGGCGUGUGCGACUCCCCGAGCCCCGGCGUGUGAGACGGGAGGCUUUUUUUUUUUUUUUUUUAAUUAUUUAUUUUUUUGUUACUGGGUCGCAGCGGUUUGUGGUUCUGCGUUGCGAAUCGCGGUUCCGGCAGCCCACGUCUCUCCGGCACCUCCGUCUCCGGCGGCGGGCACCCUGCGAUGCCCGGGCUGGAUGCUGCUGCCUGAAGGGAGGAGGAGAGCAGCGGGGAGAGACAUGUAUCUUCUGGACAGCAGCGAGCCGCCGGCCGCCGCCUCCUCCUCGCCGGAGAGGAUGCAGCGGGGGACCCCCCAGAGGAAAACCGUCUACCGCAUCUCCGUGACCAUGGUGAAGAAGGAGCUGCUGGGGCCGGAGAGCGGCCAUCCCGGGCCGGAGCUUCCCCGCCACGGGCGGCGCGGGGGGAGCCGGGCGCCGGGCUCCUCCAGCCUCACCAGGGCCGGGCUGCUGCUGGUGGAGGAGGAGGAGGGCGAGGAGGAAGGCGAGGAGCGGGACAGAGUCCCCAGCCCCUGCGGCUUCCGCAACUUCAGGACCCUCAGCACCGGGCAGCUGGAGCUGGGCCGCCUGAAGGUGCCGCGGAGAGCGGGGCAGCCCUUCCCCGCCGAGCUCGCCCUCGGCGGGCCGCGGGGCAGCCCUUCCCCGGAGGGGAGCGGCGGGGAGCCGGCGGCCACCUGUGGCGGGGCCGAAGGCGCAGCCUCCCCCGAGGAGGAGGAGGAGGACGGGGGGCCGGGGGCCCGCGGCCCGCCCUCAGGCCGCUCGGGCGAGGCCGCGCCGGCGGCGGGGGAGCGGGGGCAGAGCCCCUGGCGGCAGCCGGGCCUGCUGCGGCGGAGCUUCAGCUUCAGGCACUGGAGCGGCGGCGGCGGGGAGCUGCCGCGGAUGCGGGCGCUGAGCCGGGUGCGGCGGCACAGCAGCUCCGGCUGCCUCCCCGGGCCGCCGCCGAGCCAGGGGGCCGGGCCGCCGGGCUCGCCGCCCGCCGCCGCCGCCGCCCUGGUCCCCGCCGUUCCCCCCGAGAAGCGCAACACGCUGGACGUGGGCGAGGUGCUGAGCCAGGCGGACCCGCUCUCCCAGCUGGAGCGCUGGGAACGGAGCAAGAGCAAGAACCGGACUCUGGAUAACAGCGACCUGCAGCGGCUCUCCGAGCGGCUGGGCCGGGAGGGCCCCGCCGCCGCCAACCACGAGCACCGGCUGCUCCGCUUCUUCAGCGGCAUCUUCGCCCGCAAGGACGGCACCUCCGCCCUCUUCGGCAGCCCCCACGGGCGGUCGCCCCGCAGCAGCUUCUCCAGGUCCAGGGCUUAUUUUAGCAGCCUCAGGAGAGCCACCGUGGACAUGCAGUCUAGCUCCGAGAGCAUCAAUGGGUCCCCCCACAAAGAUGCCUUUGUAAAUAGCCAGGAAUGGACACUAAGCCGAUCUGUACCAGAACUGAAAGUGGGGAUUGUGGGUAACCUAGCGAGUGGCAAGUCUGCACUUGUACACCGGUAUCUGACUGGCACAUAUGUCCAAGAAGAAUCACCUGAAGAUAUGGAUGCAGGUGGGAGAUUCAAGAAAGAGAUAGUAGUUGAUGGACAAAGCUAUCUGCUGCUGAUUAGAGAUGAAGGGGGCCCUCCAGAGGCACAGGAAUGGAGUCACUUAGGGAAAAAUAAAGGCAGUGAGUUUGCCAUGUGGGUGGAUGCUGUUAUAUUUGUCUUCAGCUUGGAAGAUGAAAUUAGCUUCCAGACUGUUUACCACUACUACAGCCGUAUGGCUAACUAUCGUAACACUAGUGAAAUUCCAAUGGUACUAGUGGGAACGCAGGAUGCUAUAAGUUCCAGUAAUCCACGUGUCAUAGACGAUGCCAGAGCAAGGAAAUUAUCGAAUGAUCUCAAGAGAUGCACUUACUACGAAACCUGUGCUACUUACGGACUCAACGUGGAGAGAGUCUUCCAAGACGUUGCUCAGAAGAUCGUUGCAACAAGGAAGAAACAGCAACUCUCAAUUGGACCCUGCAAAUCUCUCCCAAACUCUCCAAGCCACUCAUCCGUGUGUUCUGCCCAGGUUUCUGCUGUACAUAUCAGCCAGACCAGUAAUGGAGGAGGGAGUUUAAGUGAUUAUUCCUCCUCUGUCCCAUCAACUCCAAGCACCAGCCAGAAGGAGCUACGGAUUGAUGUUCCUCCCACUGCCAACACACCAACUCCUGUCCGUAAACAGUCCAAGCGCCGAUCCAACCUCUUCACGUCUCGGAAAGGGAGUGACCCAGACAAAGAGAAGAAGGUCCUGGAGAGCAGAACAGAUAGCAUUGGAAGUGGUCGUGCAAUCCCAAUUAAACAGGGUAUGCUGCUAAAGCGAAGUGGCAAGUCACUUAAUAAAGAGUGGAAGAAGAAAUAUGUGACGUUGUGCGACAACGGUGUGCUGACCUACCAUCCUAGUUUACAUGACUAUAUGCAGAACGUUCACGGGAAAGAAAUCGACUUGCUGCGAACCACUGUGAAAGUCCCUGGGAAGAGGCCGCCGCGAGCUACGUCAGCUUGUGCACCCAUUUCCAGUCCCAAAACAAACGGCCUCUCCAAGGACAUGAGCAGUUUACACAUCUCGCCAAAUUCAGGGAACGUGACUACUAGCACAUCUGUGUCUCAGAUGGCAAGUGGGAUCAGUCUAGUCUCCUUCAACAGUCGUCCGGAUGGUAUGCAUCAGCGCUCUUAUUCGGUCUCCAGUGCAGAUCAGUGGAGUGAGGCAACAGUCAUUGCAAACUCUGGCAUUAGCAGUGAUACCGGGUUAGGAGAUUCUGUGUGUUCGAGCCCAAGUAUAUCCAGUACGACGAGUCCCAAACUUGAUCCACCUCCUUCACCUCAUGCCAACAGAAAGAAACACCGCAGGAAGAAAAGCACGAGCAAUUUCAAAGCUGAUGGUAUCUCGGGCACAGCUGAAGCCAAACGCAAAGCUUGGAAACUAAACCGUGUUGGUAGCCUGCGAAAUAUAUACAGCAGCAGCAGCACCAACACUGAAGAACAAGAAGAAAACUUUGAGUUUAUCAUUGUCUCUCUCACCGGCCAGACUUGGCACUUUGAAGCUACCACAUAUGAAGAAAGAGAUGCCUGGGUACAAGCCAUAGAGAGUCAGAUCUUGGCCAGUUUACAGUCGUGCGAGAGCAGCAAGAACAAGUCCCGCCUGACGAGUCAGAAUGAGGCCAUGGCACUGCAGUCCAUAAGGAACAUCAGAGGCAAUUCCCACUGUGUGGACUGUGAAGCACAGAACCCCGACUGGGCCAGCUUGAAUCUGGGAGCCCUAAUAUGUAUCGAAUGCUCAGGUAUACACCGAAACCUUGGCACGCAUCUCUCCAGGGUCCGCUCUCUCGACCUGGAUGACUGGCCUAUAGAGCUCAUCAAGGUGAUGUCUUCGAUCGGGAACGAGCUGGCAAACAGCGUCUGGGAGGAGAGCAGCCAGGGCCAUGUGAAACCUUCAUCAGACUCCACAAGGGAAGAAAAAGAGCGCUGGAUACGUGCGAAAUACGAGCAGAAGCUCUUCCUUGCCCCACUGCAGUGCUUGGAGCUUUCUCUGGGCCAGCAUCUCCUGAGGGCUACAGCGGAGGAGGAUUUGCGGACGGUCAUCCUGCUCCUUGCCCACGGGACUCGGGAAGAGGUGAACGAAACCUGCGGAGAUGGUGAUGGGCGCACUGCCCUCCACUUGGCGUGCAGGAAAGGAAACGUGGUGUUAGUGCAGCUCUUGAUUUGGUAUGGCGUCGACGUGAUGGCACGUGAUGCCCAUGGAAACACGGCAUUGGCCUACGCCCGGCAGGCCUCCAGCCAGGAGUGCAUUGACGUUCUCCUCCAGUACGGCUGCCCCGACGAGCGCUUCGUCCUCAUGGCCACUCCAAACUUGUCCAGGAAGAACAAUAACCGGAACAACAGCAGCGGAAGGAUGCCCACCAUCAUCUGAGGAGCUCACUCGUGUAUUUGCUGACCUGAAUUACAUCCGCAGCCUCAUAUUCCUCCAUCCCCAUCACGGCUCUGCUCUGCGAGUCUGGUUAACUCUCCUUUUCCCUUUUCCCUUCAGUACAUCCCUGUCCCAUCCGGAAAUGGCGCGUCUGGAGAGCGCGAGGGGAUGAGAAGGAGCAAAAGGGGCUGCAGAGAAAGCAGUUGUUUCAGUGACAGCUCUCGAACGAUGGAAGCAAGUGGGCGAGAGCGCGUGGGUUGAGCAGGACACGCCGCGCAUAGCACCGGGACCACGGGAGAGCGGUCGUCCUCAGGGGCGGACGCAGGCUUCCUGAGCGUGGAGGGAAGGGGCGGAGGGAGAGGCGAGCGAGAGGAGAAGGAAGGAGAGAUGGUGACUUUCCGUAACUGACAGUUAAGCACAUCAGUACAUUUCACCUCUACCAAACGCAACGCCUGGAUUUCAUUCUCUUCUCUGAAGAGCUUGACGGCAUAAAUCAGAAGCAAGCACAGAGUUUGUCAGGUUUGAAGCUCCUAUGAUGGUAUGUGUCAAAUCAGUUGUAGCUAAUCUGUCCGGGGAGAAUACUGGCUUCAUUACACUUGUAUAGUUGAGUUCUUCCAGCAUUACCGCUGUUUAAUAGAACAUGAUUAGUCAUCACGGAGAAAAAAGCAUAUUAGCUGAGGAGGUAGUUACAUGGCACGCUUCGGUGAUUGCUUGGAUGUGAUUGCAAUAUUCUUAGAAGCAUCAUAUUAUCUCAGACAUGUUCUUUCAAGCCCUUGGAGCCCUCCUUUCUAAAUUCACUGUCAUAAUUUAGUAUCUGUUUAAUUUUUCAGUCCAAAGAGAGGAAAUGAGUUGCUGAGUGUUAUUUGACUGCAGUCUCCUUGGUGUAAAAACAAAAUGGAAAAAAUAAAUAAGAGUAACUAUGAAACACAAAAAGGAAUAAUGAAUACCGCUAAGGAAAAACAUUUCAAGUACGUUUAGUGAAAUUAAUAAACGCAUUAAAGGCUAAUAUUUUUUCAGCCAGCAGAAAUAGGUUCUGUCAUUUUGCCAAGGUAAAUGUGUUGAGUUUUUGGUCACUCCUGUGAUGCAUUGCCUAACUUAUACAGAUUUUUGUAUUGUGUCUCUAGAUUAUAUGUAUGUAAAAUCUAUUUGAAUAAAAAAAAACAUAAAUAUGCAUUGAUUUUUUUUUUUGUACAGAAAAUGACAUCUCUGUUAAUUUAUAAACUAUAAUGGAUGUGAACUAAAUAAUGUGCAACUAGUUAGGAUCUGUGGGUUACAGAUCACUGUACAUUGAAAACAUUCCCAGCAGUGAACUCUUGUUUCCAUCGCAAGCCUUUGAGGAACAUAUCAGGAGGAGAUUAUGGCACGUUUGGCAUGGAAAAAAAAAGUGUACGAGACCCUUUUAGAAAGGAAAAAGAGGCUGUUUCUCAGCGCUGUAAAUAUAUUUUACUCCAGAAGUCACGAAGCUUUCACAAGCCAAGACAAAAAGCCCUAGCCUGGCUGUGGGAAGAUCAGAUUUGAUUAAGUUCAGAAUUGAUAGCCUUCACCGCAGCGGGCAGGGCAUGGCUGCGCUUGACUCCCAACUUGGCUGCUUUCUGGAAGAAAAAUGGCUUGUGAAAGUAGCCUGGACAGUUCAUUUGAAUUCCAAGUUUUAAUACUUGAUUUGAUUAUUUUGGUAUUACCAGGCAGAUCCCAGCUUCUCCUGUUUUCAACAAAGUAGGAUUCUGGCAUGGGGAAGCAGGCUGUACAGGUUUUGGCAGGCAGAAAAGUGGGGGUUUUUUUAAGUGGCAUAUGGCAAUGUGAAGAUGGGGGAAGGGUAUAUCACAGAGAAAGUUGAAAACUCAACUGAAUUCGAUGGCAAAGGAGCAAUUAUGUGAAGGCAGUGAGGUGCACACAGCAUAGUAAUUUGCCAAUCUAACUGCUCGUAUGUAUUUCCCAAGCCUUCAGUGGUGUUCUUUCUUGGGGCUCUGGAUUUCAUUUGGCAUACAGAUGGGAGGAGUGUAGCAAUUGCUAAAUAAAGUGUAUGUGGACAAAACAUGAAGGAAAAAAAUGAAAUCUGGUUAUCUUAAGGAAAAAAAAAAUCAGAAAAUUACAGAUUUGAUGUAAAAUCAUCAAAUCAUGGAAGAAAAGCGAGCCUCAAGGUGGAAGCACGAGAACAUUGACCAGCUUUUCCUGUUCAGUGGUGUUCUCAUUUUGUACUUUGUUACUGUAUAGACCUUUGACUAUUUGGGGGGGAGAUCUUUCUUCAACCAGCCUAGGCUGGCUGCAUCAGAGUAAGGCUACAGCUGAUUCUCUUCAUACUGGGAUAAUUUUAGUUUUAUUUUUUUUCAACUGAGGAAGGGUGUCUGUUAUAAUUGCUAUUUCUCCAUCAUUCCCAUGCAGCUCCCUGAUCUUUGGUACUUACGGGUGGUCCUUCAGCGAUGGGACAACCCAUCUAAUGUGCAGCUGAAGGGGAUGCUGUGAAGCCCGCUGUCUUGGUGCUCAUGAGCUUUACACCCCUACGGGGGGAUGCAGCGGGGGUUCAGGAAUCGCAGCUCAUCGUCCCAAAGGUGCUAUAGCUGCCUGCUGUUCCCCUGGGAGCAUCAAGGGCAUUUGUAUCCGAAAACCAAGUCCAAUGUUUCAAAUAUGUGGUAGGCAGAUUUGCUGCUGUUAAGUUCUCAAUGCAUGUUCCAUUUCUGAGCUGUUUGGUUUUUUUUCUAAUUGAAAAUAUUUUCUCUACGUAAUUUAAUGCUCUCUUUGGGCCACCUUCUUCUUACAAAGCUGAGAGUGAUGUUAGAGAAACAAGGGCAGCCAGGCUGUCAUGCAGAUUUCAGGUCAAAGAAUUAUACAUUCCUUUCAUAAAAAUUUUCUGAAGGUGAACAUCGAAAAAUCACAGAAUAUUUUUAGGAGAGGAAAUUCCACUGUAUCGUAGGAAAAAUGAUAUAUCCAGGCUAGCCAACUAAUAACCUCAUACUUUAAUUAAGCAGUAACACAGUUGCUUUUAACCUAAAGGCAGUUUUUUUCCCUUGGAGGUGUAAGCAGUGGCAGUACCUAUGUUGAAGUGGCAUAGACUAUGUGAUGACUUCUCCCAAACGUUUGGGGGUCUGCAGGGAGGAUACCCGGUCGUGCGUGCAGCAGCGAUCCCUUCGAAAGACAGGACAUCACCCAGCACUGUCUCUCCAAGUCAGGAGAGACCUCUGGCACUACAGCUGGUGAUGCUCCAGCCACGGGAGAACAGAGCCCGAGGGUCCGUGCCUUGUGGAGUGUUGGCUACUGCAUCCCCUGUUCAAAUGGGUUUGGUUGGAUGGCUGUGAGAAGUUGUGUGGCACCUUCUGAGCUAGCGGGACAGGCCACCUGGCAAGGAAAGUCAGGCCGGCGCAGACUCCAUUGCCUUCUUGCAUGGUGAAGGAGAGGAGGGGAAACCCCUUCCCCCCACAGCUGAGAGCGAGGAUAGAGGAAGUUCUCCAUGGCUGGAGCCCAGUGGGGCUUGGCUUUGUGAGCCAAGGUCUCUGGCCUCUGCAUGCUUUUCAGGGGAUGUGUUUGCACUUUGCAAAAAGGAUGUGCUUGAAGCCGUCCAGGUGCAGAAACAGGCAAUAUGUACUGACACUUGGAGAACCUGCAGGAAUCGUUCCCCUUGCUUUCGCUCUGUUAACCCGUCCUUUUUCUGUUCUUCGUCUCGCGUUUAGCCCCUCUCGUUGCUUUUAUGGAACCCACUUGCCAGGCCAUUUACGCCCUUUGAGCAUGUUAUGAGCAAAUUAAAAACAAAUUGAGAUCCAGUCAGUAAGAAAUCCCAGCAGAAACAUGUUAGCUAAAGCUGUUUUCUCCGAAAAUGGAGUCCGCGGCUGUGGUUUUCAUUGCGUCCCCCAUUUAACCCUUUUCAUCAUCCCAGAUACCUUUAAAUUCCCCUUCCUCUGCACUUUAUCCACAAUGACUAAAACACUAGAAGUGAGUCAGCCUUUGCUAUUAACAUCAGCACUUUCCUUCUAUUUAUUUUAAGCUAAUUGCUGUUGAACAAUGUAGAUGAGUCGGAUGUGUUGUAUCCGGCAUCUGAACCUUGACAUUCCCAGAGCUGAGGAGGGUUUACUUUUCCUCACUAUUUAUGAAGAAAUAAGAUCUAACCUUGGGAAAAUUCAGGGUCCUGCCAGUGCAGAGAUUUGGCCAAGGGCUUCCAUUACCAGAUUUCUGAUUUCGUUGCUAAAAGGGGACAGAAGAAAAGCUAUUUUUGGAGAACCUUUGUAUAUUCUGAGCUAGGUGCUGCUCAGAAAGCCAGGUGAACUCCUGGAAGGUAGGGAGGAUUUUUAAGCAUUUGGGCAUAGUGUAGAAUAACUGUGUAAACAUUAAUAUUGUUUAAUUUGCUGUCUUUUCCCUGUUCCCUUAAAUUAUGUGUGUUAGUGCAAAAAAAGCUUUAGCUGCACUUGGAGAUUUCCCCUGGCCAGAGGAAGCUGAGUAACAUAGGGAGAGGACUAGAGGUGGGAAUGCAGAUAUAGGCUUAGAAAUUAUCUCCGGCACUGUAAUGUAGUAUAAUUAGAUUAUAUGGGGUUUGGAUAGCUUCAUCUUUUAUAUUUGUAUGGAGAUCGGGAAAAAUGAAGUAAUUUGUAGUUUCUAGUAUAAAGUAGUAAUAGUGGAGACAAGCACAGAUUUCACAAGGGGGUCCUGAAGGGGCCCUUUCCAAACGUCUCGGGGAGCCGCGCUUGCACCUUAACAGGGAACAAAUGGUCAUUGUGGCUGGAGGGACUCAAGGUAAAGGAGGACAGCGUUGGGGACCAAACCUGGGGCAGCUUGGCUGGAUAGGAGACAACUUGGCCAUCAGCAUCUCAUUGUCAAGCAUCUUCGUUUCCCCUCUGGUGGCUGCUACAGCAAUUCGUAUGUGGGAUCUCCAGCUAUUAGUCUUAGAUCCUCAGUUCAACAUCUCCUUCCAUUCUUGGUAAUUUGUAGGUAAAAUUUAUUGCGUAGAAAACCGGUUUUGGAUGUUCUUGUGUUUGCUGCAUAGCAGAAAAAAAAACCACUCCAGAGUAAAGUUCUUUUCAAGGUAGAAGAACACUAAACUACCCCAAAUUAAAAGGUUCUGCGAUGCGUUUUGACUUCUUAAAUUCUAAGCUACAAAAAGAAAGUUGGUUUGAAUGGUUUUAUUAGAAAAUAAUCUCCCAUUUGAAAAAAUAGAGAGGUAAUAGAGCAACAUACCCAAAGCUGUAGGUAGGUAGAUUGGUCGUAUUACGGUAUUCUAGGUUUGGUUUUGUUGUUUAGCAGGGCCAGUUUUUAAAGUAAAUAUUGGGUGAUCUCAUCUCAUGACAGUUUACCUUGAGUUGACUGAAUCUGUCUCACGUUUUAAAGGGAGGUUCGAAGGGUUUUGGCCAAGAUUUUCAGGAGCUGUGAAUAGUUCGUGUUUUGAGAGGAGGAUUGCAUGAUUUCUGAAAAUAAAAGGUUGGUUGGGGGUUUUUUUAGAGCCAUCUUAAGCCCCAAAUCACUAGGCAUGCUUCUGGUCACCUUGGCCCCUGUGUUUCAUUUCAGGUGACAGCAAUAUGUGGGUGAAUUAACUCCCAUUGUUUACUACUGUUCACUGAAUGUUUAGGAGGACUUUUGCUUGUGGGCGGUUGAAAUAAAAAUGUCUUUGCGCAUUUCAGCAGUUUUAGCCUCUUCAUCUCUGUAUGUCUGCCUAUCUCCCAAAUCCCUGUGGUAUAUUCAAGUGGUAGCGGUCAGUUCUGUUGACUGGCAGAGCUUCAGCUUUCUCUUGGCCAUGAACUUUCUGGAUGUGUUUAGCUUCCAGUACUAAGGAUUGACUAUUUUGCAGUGCUUCAGAGCUAGUAAUUUUUACCUGUGUGUUAUGUACAAAACGUGAAGGGGGGGGGGGGGCGGGGGUGCUUACAGAGGUCUAAUGGCAUGUGUUUGGGAUGACCAUGUUGCUUGCUGGCAGUGAAUGCACCAUCAGCUCUUUUGUGUAUGCCCCGUUUUCCAGAACUGAUUGGUGAUUUUUUGUUUUGGAGAGCUGAAGUAGCUGAAAACACUUCCCUGGUCCUCUUGAAUGACGAGGUACAGGGAGUAAAACCCCUCACAGCAGACAACUUGAUAGUGUCUGAUCUGCGCUGAAGGCAAACCCCAAGCUCGUGCAGGACCAAGGAAGGGUUUUGGUGCUGAAGGUGAGUUGUUAUUUGGCAACUCAUUCCCAGAACUGGGGAUUGAGUUGAUUUGAAGUGGUGGAUGAAGUGCAGUCAAGGUGGUUUGGGUCCUAAGAUAAAGGCGGUGUAUCACAUGGAGGUCACUAACUACACGUGCUUUGCUUUUGGUGUGCGUAUGUGUGCUUAUAUAUGCAUAUAUGCUCUACAUACUGCUAUUAGCAAUUGUGGAAAUGUACAUGCACGCAUUUACACAUUAAUCAGAAUCUAUAGCUAGAGCCAGGUUUUCAGUUAGAUGUUUCUAAACGGGCAAGUUUCCCAGCCUGAGUAAGACCAGCCAUUUCCAAGAGCACAGGAGGCAGGUGUGGGAUGGAGGACACCUGCUCAAGGGAUGGAGAGAUGCAGGAAUGUGAGGUACAGGCUUACUGGGGCUCUUGCGAGCCAUCAGACACUCAGGACUUGCACAGAUACCUGCCUCAGAGGUAUUAAAAAAAAAUCCAGUUCCUUCAGGCAGUAACACUCAACUUGAGAAAACCUUUAAGUUGGCCACCGGGACUGAAGUAGCCCCCUUGCUUGAGAGAAGAAAUCCCAGCUCACCAGCCCUGGGGGUGUUACUGUGGGAAACACCAGGGAAGGAGAUUCCGACGGUGAAAAAGACAGAGGACUUGCUGCUCAGAGGCCCUUUCUUUUAUGUAAAUCUGCUUGAGACUCAGCUUACUGGCUGAAUUGGGACCAGCGGGCUGCCCUCCUGUAGCUGAUUCAGAGAUGCUUUGGGUCCUGCUGCUGUUUGUGGGGCCAUUGGGGAUGAUGGUGGUGAGAUGUUUCUGAAGAGCAUUCUCCAGGUGGGUCCUUCCCCAAGAGCAGCUCCUCAUCCCUCCCUCCAUGUGUUCUUGGCCAUUAAGCUCUGGCCCCAGAAUUUUGCCCUGAGGGAGCCACAAACCUCAGCUGAAGUGCUGAGGCUUUGCGUGUACUGAGUAGUCCAGGGAAACUUGACCAAGUGUUGCUUGCACCCUUUCUACCCUUGCUUUCAGUUUAUAGUCCUAUCAGGGGAAAUCAAUAGGGCAAGGGCAAGUCUGGCAGGGCGAGAAGGAUGUUUGCUGGAGCUAGGCAAGGUAUAGUAGGAAACAUGGCUGGGUGCACAGAGAUGGUGGGAGGAUCUUUUAUUUCCCCUUCUCACACCUGUGACAAAAGAAUUACUUUGAAAUGCUGUUGAAAACCCCUCCAAGCAUUUCUUCCGAUGUAUCCAGGGAUUCAAAUGGAUUCUCCGUUGAAUCUACUGAGCUCAUUUUGCCAAUCCACAGGGAAAAUAGGACGUACCCAUCCUCUGAAAGCACAGCCCUUUGCUCCGUGGAAAUACCAAGUUUCUAGGGGACCACAUGCUUUUGGCCCAGCUCUCUUUUACUAUUUCAAUGUCAAGAGCAUCUUUCACUUGUAGUAGAUGGCUUGCGUCGGUGGGUGCACAGACUGAAGGGGGAUUUGGGAGAGGAGUGUCUUUUAAAACACCAGGGACUUGUCUUGUGUAACUCUUGCCUUUGGACUCUGGUUUGGAGUUGCUGGGGGCCUGAUUCUGCAGCUCCUGCUGCCUUAAACUGCUUGACUGCAGCAGGGUUUGGGCAUAUCCCCAGUGCUCUGCCCACAUCCAAGGCAAAACAGCUUCAAGGCAGCUGAGUUGGGUGUGGAUGGGCUGUAUCCUGACCUCUCUGAAGUCAGAGUUUGGCCCGUGGUUGCAGCGAGGUUGUGAUUUGAGGUUCAAUCUAGCCGGCACCUUUAUUUUGGGAAGCACCAUCGGCACCGCUUGGGAAGCGGAUGUGUACGCUGGUUUGUUUUCUUGAUUCUUUAAUACCCUGUGACCGCCUGCAAAGGCUAGAUUUUAUGUUCGGCCAUGUUUAGCCCCCAAGUUUUUCAAUUUUUCUGCUUUGUGAUGUUUGUCUUUCUAGUUGGGAUGGGGAGAAAGGGAGCCCAGGUGAGUAGGGACACCUGAGACCUCUGCUUGGGGUAGAGGCAGAAGAUACCUAGCACAUGGCAGGCUUUAUAGCAAGUUUGGGGGUUGGGGUUUUUUUUCUGUUUCUGUAAAUAGUAAUGUAUAAAUGAUGACAAGUGUGGAAAUUAUUAAAAAAAAAAGUCUUUUGUUGUUGUUUUUAUAUUACCUCAUUCAGCAAGUUUGUUUUACAAUGACUCGAUGCUUUAUUUAUAUUGUUUGUACUGUAAUUAAACCGAUUGACAAACAUUUCACUUUGCUUGUUGUUUCAUAUGAUUUUGGUUUGAUUAAGUAUGCCAGUUUGUAUUAUGUUUCCCUUUCCUCUCUCUCCGCGUUGAGAUUUUUGUGUCAGCUGUACAGUAUUCUGAAUAAUUAAAAUAAAUAAAUAAAUAAAAAAAAGGAACAAAAGUUGUAAAGUACUGCAGAGAGAGGCUGCUAUAUUGUAUAGGUCUCUUUCUAAUAAAGACAAGAAAACUUGUUCGUCACA
Aquila chrysaetos chrysaetos is the source of this 12667-nucleotide messenger RNA. RefSeq names its product ArfGAP with GTPase domain, ankyrin repeat and PH domain 1 (gene AGAP1). The coding region runs from base 388 to 4119 and encodes 1243 amino acids. The transcript is spliced from 21 exons. Lineage: Eukaryota; Metazoa; Chordata; Aves; Accipitriformes; Accipitridae. Gene Ontology annotation, cellular component: nucleus. The record is from RefSeq and is a predicted model, not a curated record. Gene Ontology annotation, molecular function: GTPase activity; protein binding; GTPase activator activity.